GCUCUCAGAACACAAGAGAGACAGAGCGAUGUUUGCUAAGCAUAUGUCAUGAAAAACUUGUCACAAAAAAUUACCGUUAAUGCAGUAAAAAUGUGGAAAUUCAGUUAGCUGUCAUCUAAACCCAAGCGGAUGCAGAAACGGCGUGCAGACCGCGAAAGUGCGUAAAAGCUUUAAUUCCCAGCAAACAGUGUUGCGAGUUUAUGAUCAAAAAUCCGUUAUUAAAAUGUUGAUUGAAUGCAUUUCGCGUUGCAUUCCAUAAGCAAAUAGAGCAAGAGAAACGGAACAGAGAACGACAAAGAAAUAAAAGAAUUGAGAAAAAUAAACUUGAAAAGCUUAUUAACCCAAGGGAAAGAACCCACCGAAUAUACGCAGAGAAUCUCAAGAGAGAGAUAGAGGGAGAGGGAGAAAUUUAAGUGACUUUUGCUUGAGACAGCAAAUGAACUUCAAUCCAGAGAGCUUUGUAACGACAGCAGCUGGAACCGUCCAGAACUCUCAUCAUCCUUGCCAUCAGUCAGAGCAACAGCAGCAGCUGCAGCAUCACAAUAUACCACUGCCGCCCAGUUACGGGAUCGAGAUCAGUAUCGGGUCAGGCAGUGGUAGGAGCAGCGGCGGCGGCGGUGGUGGCGGUGGCAGUUCACCUAAAAUCAUGGAAUGGACCAACGACGACGCCUUAGAGUUAAUCGAACAGUAUCGCUGCCAUACGGAACUGUGGAAUCGAGCUGAUCCCAAGUACAAGGACAAACUGUGUCGGUUUCGGGCGUGGUCGGAGAUUGCGGAACGAUUCGGCUGCAGCAAGGCUGAGGUGGAGCGCAAGAUGAACGUGCUGCUAACACAGUACCGGCGCGAGAAGCACAAAAUGUUUGUGAAAAUCUAUCAGGGCAUACAGCCGAAUCCGUCCAAGUGGUAUGCCUUCAAGCGCUUCGAUUUCAUGGAAGCCGGCGGCGGUAGCCUGAGCGGAUUGCCGGCCAGCGCUGCCCUGGGCGGCAGUGGCAGCUCGUCGUCGGCCAGCACAGCGCACAAUGGACUUAAUGGGCUGGCCGCUGCAGCGGUUGCGGCUGCUGCUUACGAGAACAGCACUAUCGCUGCAGCGGCCAACGGUGGAGCCACGGGCCCGAUUGGGUGUGCAACUGGUGCCACAACAACAGCAACUGGAGCAACGAUGCCUGCAUCACAGCACAGACGCAUUAAAACCAAAGAGCUGAAAUAUUUCGGAGCGAUGGGCCUGAAUAUACCUAUGCUGAUAGCAAAUAGUCAAUCGAUGGACAACUGGAAUACGGCGGGUCAAUACUCGCCGCCGAUAGGUGGCGCUGGUGGUGGCGGUGCUGGUGGUACAGGCGUCGUGGUGCCCAGUGCACAGCAACAGCAGCUGCGCGUUUCUCUGCCUAUGCCUUAUGGUGCUGGGGGCGGUGCAAGUGGCGCGCCCUAUGCGGUCGGCGGAGGUGGUGGUGGCGGUGGCGGGGGCGGUGGCAGCAGCAGCAGCGAGUUCCAGCCAAGUCCCCAUAAGACCAUCGAUACGUCCGACAACGAGGAUAACGCCAUGAGGGAUGAGGCGACUGCGUCAGCGCUUGGGCAGCUGGCGGCCAAAGUGGAGCGACGCUCCCCGCCGCUAUCCUCCACAAUGGGCGGUGGCAGCGGCAGCGGCAGCAGGGAUGGCGGCAUCGGCAAUGCCCUGGAUGCUGCCGAGCAUCCGGUCGCCGAUGCGGCACCAAUUGCGUCCGCCCUGAGUGAGGCCGGUUCUAGUCCAAUACCCAACACCAACACCAACAUACACGAGGCGCAUAAGAAUCACUUGCUGAAGUCGAGUCCGGGGUCGGCACGCGCUGCAACGCCUCGGCAUGCGCACGAGCAGCUGCAUCACGGGCAUCACACGCUGCAGCAUCAUACGCUGCGCCAGCAUCAGGAUGAACUGGAUAUUAAGCAGGAGCUCGUUGACUACUUUCAUCCGCCGUCCGUCUCAGCAGCUCCGCCACCGCCUGACUCACAUCGUUCCUAUAGCUCGUCCGGCGAGGAGAGUCGCCUGCACCUGGACAUGGCGCAGGAUCUGCGCGUUGCCCAGGCCAAAGCUCAAGCCAACUUCGGCAACUUUGUGCUGCCGCCGCGCAGCAGCAGCGCCCAACUGGCCGCAGCUGCCGCUGCUGCCUCCAUGCCGCUAAACAUGCGCAAGCUGACGGCCGGCUCCAGUGCCGGCCACAUGCUGAUGAACUCGCUGCUCAGUUCGCGGGCGAGCAUGUCGGAUGGGGAUGACAACGAUGAGGCCACCGAGUCGGCAGCUAGUCCCGGCCACAUCAAGAGCAGCGUCUCGGCGCACGAUGCCAGCUCGACGGCGGCAGCGGCCGCUGCACUAUACUCGGAGAGUCUCAGCCGCGACGAUUGCGACUUCGUGGGCUCCAAUGUGUCGAUGAAGCUGCGCACAAUGGACCGGACGCAACGCAUCAUUGCCGAGAAGCUGAUCAGCGAGGUGCUCUUCUUUGGCCAGUUCAAUGAGCUGGAGCGCACCGCGUGCAUCCAGCCCAAGUGACAGCGACACCUGCAGAGCGAGUGGACGCGCGUGGGCGGCAUAGGCUUAGUGAGGGGCAUGGGCAUUACGACAGAG
Drosophila hydei is the source of this 2593-nucleotide messenger RNA. RefSeq names its product serine/threonine-protein kinase minibrain. The coding region runs from base 437 to 2518 and encodes 693 amino acids. The record is from RefSeq and is a predicted model, not a curated record. The transcript has 3 exons. Lineage: Eukaryota; Metazoa; Arthropoda; Insecta; Diptera; Drosophilidae.